This is a messenger RNA of Salmo salar (Atlantic salmon), 4173 nucleotides long. Its product is annotated as adhesion G-protein coupled receptor G2. Gene Ontology annotation, molecular function: G protein-coupled receptor activity. Gene Ontology annotation, biological process: cell surface receptor signaling pathway; adenylate cyclase-activating G protein-coupled receptor signaling pathway. The record is from RefSeq and is a predicted model, not a curated record. Gene Ontology annotation, cellular component: plasma membrane. NCBI's taxonomy places the organism in Eukaryota, Metazoa, Chordata, Actinopteri, Salmoniformes, Salmonidae.
UCUCCCUCCUUCAACAAAGACUUUUAUCCCAGGAGGUCAACUUUUUCUCUUUACCUUCCAUUGAAUAUUAUAGACAUAUAAGAGAUUAUUAAACUCUCGUUUGCUUGUGUUUUCUGCCAAAGGAGAGUGCUGUUUGGACUGGGGAAUGACACAGACUCGUGAUGGAUUCUGCCAGGAGACCCUGUUUUAUAACUGUGUGUUUUUCAGUACUGGCAGCCACUUGUCUUCCAUGCUCCGGCUCCCCAGGCCCCAGCCUGUGGGGUAAGAAAGUGGUGUUCAUGGGUCGUCACUGUGUGUGGCAGCUGGAUAAGGGGUGCGUAGUGCCCCCCCUGGAAGAGCUCAGUGUGUGUGUGCACCUGCACCGGGAGAUUGCAACAUCUGAGUGGACAGGCUUCGUGUACAAGGCGCCUGGCGAGAGACAGGUAGAGCUGGGGCUGGCAGGCCGAGGAGGGUUCCUGGUGGCAUGGCUGUUUGGGCAUCAGUGGUCCGUACCAGAGGAUCUGCCCCUGAAAUGCUGGCACAAUGUCUGCCUCACCUGGUCCAGCCACUCCGAGAGGCUCCGGCUCUACAUCAAUGGGAGCAGUCGCCUGGACGCCCAUGUUAACGCCACCCUGCCCCGGCGACUGGCCCACAAUGGCACCCUGACCCUGGGGGUGUCCCAUAACAUAGUGGGUGGGGUGAUGGAGUUUGAGAAUGGGAAGAACUUCCUGGGGGCCAUCAGCCUGUUCAGGAUGUGGGGGCAUGAGCAGACAGCUGAGGAGCUGAGGGCCCAUAGCUGUAUUGAUGGGAACGUGGUGAGAUGGGACAACAACGACUGGGAUUACCAGAUUUGCCUACCUGAAGAUGACACUAACAUCCAGUGUGGGACUUUCCCCAAUGUGACAGCCUCUCCUCCCACUGUCACCAACACCACUCCUGGUUCACCAACCAGCACUAAUAUAUCAGACCAUGUAACCCCUACAGAGACACAGCAACCAUCCCUUGGAUUGCCUGUAAGUCCCACUGGCCUGUCUACAACCAAAGAACCUUCAGACCUCAACUCAACAGGAACAGGCAUUGCAUCCACCUUCUACAGAGUUCAUAUGAAGCUGAACAUGACAACUGUAACUGGCAGCGACCCAGGGGAGACCAUUCAGAAGUGGGUUCAGAGAAAGCUUGGGGAAGUCAGGAUGAACGCAUUACAUUUCCAAAUAUUUCAAUCGACUUAUAAGGACAAUGAUAAAAAAGAGACUCAAAGAGUGGAGAUGACUGCUGAGCUGAGAAAUCAGAAAAGGUUUAGAUGUACCUUCCAUGUUCAGGAUGCUGAUGCACGGAACGUCAUGACCACUCAGAGACUCAUCAGUGACCUUCUGUCCAGGAUCCAUUUUGGUGGAGAGAUCCAGGUAGACAGCAGAGACGUUCACGUCUCACAUAUAGAUCCAGGGAGCUGUCCUGAGGACACUCAUGAGAGUAUCAGGGGUGUGUAUAUAUGGCCAAUCAAAGAUGCCCAGAAGACAGAAACUAUGAUCUGUGAGAAGAACAGUGGUGCGAGGGCUUCCAGGAAAUGUGAGUUGGAUGGAGUGACUGAGAAGGCCAAAUGGGCCGAGCCAAACCUGAAGGCAUGCAAGCCGAUGAUCACCAUCUCUGAUCUGGACAAUGUCACCGUCACAGCAAACAACUCAGCAGAUGUGGUGGACAUGAUUGAGAACCUCCUGGGUGUCGAGGGGGACCUGAGUGACUCCCAGCUGGCCACCGUGGUCCAGAAGCUGGAUGAGGUUCUGGGGGUCAGCACAGUGACCCCUGCCCUCGGCGAGGACAUUGUCAGCAUAAUCGCUGACAUCCUGGGGUCCAGUUCUAACCUAUCAGCGGUCGCCAACGACAUACUGGGUAUCACAGGCAGCGUUGGGGACCAGAUGGAUUUCCCUGAGGAGUCACAAAAUGUGACCGUCCCCUCCCUGGCUCUCUCCAUGAUCAACGUAGAUCCAGAGCAGUUCCAGGGCCUCACGUUUGGCGUGUCCUCCUUUUCAACUGGCCUUGCUCCAGAGAUCUUUGUCAACCAGACAUUCCAGAGUCAGCCUUGCGACGGCACAGUGGCGUCCAUCUCUCUACCCCGUGCCCUUCAGAACUUCUUCCCCGAGGGAAACAAAAAAAAGAGAGUUCAGUUCCACUUCUAUGGCACACAGGAGCUCUUCAAGGAUCCAGAGACCAACUGGACGCUGAAUAGUUACGUGGUGUCUGCCAGUGUCAACAACAGCAAUGUCAGCAACCUCGGGAAUCCCGUGGUGGUGACACUUACUCACCUCAAGCCCAAAGAGAAAAACGACAAGGUGGGGUGUGUGUAUUGGGACUUCCAGAAGAACAAUGGGAGUGGUGGGUGGGACAGCAACGGCUGUGAGACACUACCAACCAUCUCCGCUUAUCAGACCACCUGCCACUGUUACCACCUGACGCAUUUUGGCGUGCUCCUGGAUGUGUCCAGGACUCCAAUCAGUGAGGCUGACCAGGAGACACUGAUGGUCAUCUCCUACUUGGGCUGUGGUGUGUCCUCCAUCUUCCUGAGCAUCAGCCUGCUCACCUACAUGGUCUUUGAGAAGCUGCGUCGAGACUAUCCGUCUAAGAUCCUCAUCAACCUCUCUGUGGCUCUGCUGGGCCUCAAUCUGGUUUUCCUGAUGGACUCUUGGCUGUCCUCCUUCGGCUUCUACAGCCUCUGCAUCACCACGGCAGCCACGCUGCACUACUUCCUGUUAGCCUCAUUCACCUGGAUGGGCCUGGAGGCUGUCCACAUGUACUUCGCUCUGGUCAAGGUCUUCAACGUUUACAUCCCCUCCUACAUCCACAAAUUCUGCACCCUCGGCUGGGGCAUUCCUCUGGUGAUUGUCAGCCUGGUCCUGGCCAUUGAGAAGGAUGCCUAUGGCAAUGUUCUAUCUGAGGACUCCCUUGACUCUCUACAGGGCUCUGAGCCAUUCUGUUGGAUGCAGAGUAACGUUUUCUUCUACAUCACCAUCGUGGCAUUCGUGCUACUGGUUAUGGUCUUAAACAUAGUCGUGUUCAUCAUGGUUCUGAUCCAGAUCCGACACAUGCAGACCAAUAAUCCUGCAGCUACAGUCAGCAAGCGCAGUGUCAUGCAUGAUCUGAGGGCGGUGGCCAGUCUCACCUUCCUAUUGGGUCUCACCUGGCCAAUAGCCUUUUUUACCUGGGGACCGGCCAGGGUACCUAUGCUCCACCUCUUCUCAGUCCUUAACAGUCUGCAAGGGUUCUUUAUCUUUGUGUUCCACUGCCUGAUGAAAGAGAAUGUGAGGAAGCAGUGGAGGAUCCACCUGUGCUGUGGCCGAUUCAGGCUCAAUGACUACUCAGAUUGGAGCCGCUCUGUGACGAUGGGCGGCAAGACCAAGCAAAACCAUCUGGUGCACCGCUUUCCGUCUGUCAACAUCUCCUCUAAGAAUAUCUCUGAUGACUCCACUACAGCUAGCUGUAGCUCUGCCCCACCCUACCACCAGUGGGCCUAGUCUACUGUCGCUCCACCAGGGGGCAUUCUCUACUGUCGCUCCACCAGGGGGCCUAGUCUAGUUCCACAAAGCGCAUUAACUUGGCUCCACCAGGGAGCCGGGCUCACAACAUAGUUCCAUAAUACCCCUCACCUGGAACAAUGAGAAACACUUGAGCUCAUGACACCAUAGCAGAAACCUAAGUUCAGUCCAUUCUGAAUUACACUGUGAAAAGUCCAGAUACUCUACUGAUUCUAUCUAAAUGACCAGUAUUCUUCCCACGAACUGCCGUAUGUCUCUCUGCAGUGCAGUCUCAUCAUCCUCGGGAGAUAUACAUUCAUACUCUAUGUGCAAGUGUUAGCCUGUUCUGUGCUUUAAAGGACAUAAGCUCUAUGAAUAAUGUGUAUUAUAGGACAGGGCGGCAAGUAGCCUAGUGAUUAGGUUGCUGGUUCGAAUCCCCAAGCCAACGAGGUGGAAAAUCCAUUUUAUGUACCUUUGAGCAAGGCACGUAACCCUAAUUGCUUUUGUAAGUCACUCUUGAUAAGAGCAUCUGCUGAAAAACAAACAAAAAAAGUUGACUUCAUGUUGUAGAGUAUGAUCAAUAUUUUGGUACUUUAUGCAUUCUCUUGGUUAAAUGACAUUUCUCUUCCUCAAAAUGUGUUUCUGUUCUUUUCAUGAUGUUAAAUAAAUAAAACAUACACAUAGUGAA